GAGUGGCAUUAGGGUGUGUAACGUCUGACGUAAUUGUAUCACAGAAGCCUUCCUGAUUGGCUCGAACGUGUUGUCGGUGUGCACCAAUGACAGUAAGACGUGUACAAAGAGAUCUCGUCGCGUCGCAGCUUCCUCGCACUUGCCUUCACACCGUCGAGCAGGGGGAGGGCUUUAUGCAGACAAAGCAUGACAAUCUCUUCUGUCACUCACAUAUGGCAGGACGUUUUUUCGCCGGAUUACAGACUAUGUUUUUGCAUCAUCAGUAGAGGCUUUCACUGGAUGUAUUGCAUUUUAGUGGAAUAAUGUGGCACAAAUUGCCCGCGUGGCAGUUGCUUUGGUGGUGGCAUCAUUUCUCCCUUUUGUGGAGUACAAUAGACGGACAGUCCCGCUUCAGCAUCCCGGAGGAAUUAAAACGGGGCUCGGUGGUGGGAAAUCUUGCAAAGGAUUUGGGUUUGGUCGUUUCAGAGCUCCAUCGGCGUAAACUGCGGAUAACGUCGGAGACUGGUAAGCAGUAUUUCAGUGUGGACCUCGGGAAGGGAGACCUGCUGGUGACUGAUCGAAUAGACAGAGAGGAGCUGUGCGGACAAAGAGCGGCAUGUCUGCUCCCCAUAGAGCUGGUAAUAGACAACCCCUUGCAACUGCAUAGGGUUGAGAUUGAAAUAUUGGACACAAAUGAUAACUCUCCUAGUUUCCUUACGAAGGAAAAAAUAUUAAAAAUAGCUGAACAAUUCAAUCCUGGCGCACGGUUUCCUUUAGAAAGUGCACAAGAUCCCGAUGUGGGCCCUAACUCUGUCCGCUCCUAUGUUAUCAGCAAAAAUGACAAUUUUAAAUUAGCUGUGAAAACCCACAAGGAUGGACGAAAAAUCCCCGAGCUGGUGCUUGAAAAGCCUCUCGAUCGAGAAACGCUGCCUGUCCAUCAUCUCAUCCUCACGGCUGUUGAUGGUGGCGACCCGGCCCGGUCAGGGACGUCCCAAAUUACAAUAACAGUCCUUGACAAUAACGACAAUGCGCCCCAGUUCGAGAGGCAACUUUAUGAGGCUAAUAUCAGCGAGAAGGCGAGUCCGGGCGCGCAGAUAUUACAAGUGAAAGCGACAGAUGCAGAUGAAGGACUAAAUGGUCAAGUUGAAUAUAGUUUUGCAGAGCAAACGUCAGAAGAGAUUUUAUUAUUAUUUAACAUUGAAUCUGCAACUGGAGAUAUUACAGUCAAAGGAGAUUUAGACCAUGAAAUGAGUUCUUUACACAGGUUUGACAUUACAGCGAAAGACAAAGGCAAUCCCAAAAUGGAGGGGCACAGUGGCGUCGAAAUAAAAAUCAUUGACGUGAAUGAUAAUGCUCCUGAAAUAAUUGUGACGUCCCUAACGAGCCCGGUGCCGGAGGAUGCGGCUAGGGGGACAGUCAUUGCUCUUAUAAGUACAAGAGACCCCGAUUCAAAGGAAAAUGGCAAGGUUACAUUGCGGCUGCCAUCCGAAUCUCAUUUUAAAUUAAAUUCGUCUGUUUCUAAUCACUACUCAUUAGUGACAAACGGGCCGCUUGAUCGUGAAAUAAAUGACCAGUAUAGUGUUGAGAUUAGUGCCACUGAUUAUGGAAAACCGCCACUGUCGAGUGCAAAAACAAUUGUCGUUAAACUUUUAGAUGUAAAUGACAACCCACCGGUUUUCUCGCAGCCUCGUUACACCAUUUAUGUCAAGGAAAACAGCGCUCCGGGCCAGAUUUUAUGUUCGGUGUCAGCAAGUGACCCGGAUGCUGGUGAAAACGCCAAAGUGUCCUACUCCAUCGUAGACUCGAAAGUGGACGACGUGUCCGUGUCGUCUUACGUUUACGUGAACUCGGAGAACGGCAGCAUUUACAGCAUGCACUCGUUUGACUACGAGAAAGUCAAAGUUUUUCGGGUUCAGGUUGAGGCGAAGGACCAGGGCUCCCCGUCUCUCAGCAGCAACGCCACCGUCCACGUUUUCAUCCUGGACCAGAACGACAACGCCCCCGCUGUCAUAUACCCCUCCCCCCACGCCGCCUCCCACCUGAGGGUGCCCCGCUCGGCCAAGGCGGGCCACCUGCUCACCAAGGUGACGGCCGUGGACGCCGACUCGGGCCACAACGCCUGGAUCUCGUACAAAGUGGCCGCUGUCCAUCCUGCUGGAGGACGGCGUGAGCGAGCCCGUGUUGGAGCUGAGACACAAGGCGUCCGAGCCCAGCAAGAAAGGCGGCAGGAUCACGCUUUAUUUGAUCGUGACUCUGGCCUCGGUAGCAGCACGAGCGGCGCCACUUGCUGCGUGCGGCGGACGCUAUCGGAUGACGACAAGAAGCCCAACAGAAAUUUGCACAUUCAGCUCAACACCGAUGGACCCAUCAAGUACGUGGAGGUUCUGGGAGGAGACGUCAUGUCUCAGAGUCACUCCUUCCGGUCGUGCAUGUCUCCCAUGUCGGAGUACAGUGAUUUCACGUUGGUCAAGCCCAGUAGCACCGCUGACUUUAAGGAGGUCAUCAGCGUCCUGGAUGCUUCUUUGCCUGACAGCACCUGGACCUUUGAGAGCCAGCAGCAGUGA
This is a messenger RNA of Hippocampus comes (tiger tail seahorse), 2543 nucleotides long. RefSeq names its product protocadherin gamma-C5-like. Gene Ontology annotation, cellular component: plasma membrane. The coding region runs from base 303 to 2543 and encodes 746 amino acids. Gene Ontology annotation, biological process: homophilic cell-cell adhesion. Gene Ontology annotation, molecular function: calcium ion binding. NCBI's taxonomy places the organism in Eukaryota, Metazoa, Chordata, Actinopteri, Syngnathiformes, Syngnathidae. The transcript is spliced from 3 exons. The record is from RefSeq and is a predicted model, not a curated record.